AUGAUCGAUUCCCGUAUGGCAUAUAUUGUUAGCAGUGUAUCAACACCUGUCCACGGCGUGAAUCCAUUUCGUGCUGUACACCCCAAUUCAUUACCAAUGACAUUUCCAACAGGCAAUGAAAAGAAAUCGUCAACAUCAUCAUUCUUAACUGGAACUGUUCAAAUCUUUGCAAGUGCAAUUGUACCUCCACUUCCUUGGCUCUUAUGUAAUGGUACAGCUGUUUCAAGAACUGAAUAUCGACGUCUAUUUUUUGUUAUUGGCACAAGUUAUGGAAAUGGCGACAAUUCAACAACAUUCAACUUACCUGAUUUUCGUGGAAGAUUUCCAUUGGGAGUAGAUGAAUCAGGUACUGUCAACAUUGAUGCUGGAACAGUUGGAUUACUAGGUGGCGUAAACGUACAACAAUUAUCGGUAGAACAACUACCAUCACAUAAACAUGAUCAGGGAACGUUAGUUGCUACAGCAGCUGGAGAUCACUCACAUUCUUAUUACGAUCCUGGUCAUGAUCACGGUGGUCGCACAGGGGAGGCAAAAAUGGCUGAAGGUGGCUUAGCCAUGAACCGUGGCGGCGGGGGCGAUGAUAAUCAAAGGCACAGUCAUUCAAUAUCACGAGAUUACACACAUAUAACAAUCAACUCAGCUGGCAAUCAUAUUCAUCCGAUUGAUGGUGAAACAGGAAGUGUAGGUGGUGGACAGUCAUUCAGUUUACUGUCACCAUAUCAAACAGUUAAUUAUAUUAUUUAUAGCGAUUGA
Molecule: messenger RNA, 753 nt
Organism: Didymodactylos carnosus
Lineage: Eukaryota; Metazoa; Rotifera; Eurotatoria; Philodinida; Philodinidae
Source: the annotation of a GenBank genome assembly